Molecule: messenger RNA, 4077 nt
Organism: Globicephala melas (long-finned pilot whale)
Lineage: Eukaryota; Metazoa; Chordata; Mammalia; Artiodactyla; Delphinidae
Gene: FNDC3B
Product: fibronectin type III domain containing 3B
Molecular function (GO): protein binding
Source: RefSeq, a predicted model, not a curated record
UCCUGGUAGUUAUUUGAGCGGCGGCGGCGGCCGGAGGACAAGGAGAGCGGCGGCUGCAGCAGCGGCGGGAGCUGCGAAGGGGCGGCGGGGAUUCUCGGGGCUGGCUGCUGGGAAGGCGUGGGAGACCCGGUGUGUGGCGCGCCCGGAGCCCCGCGUUUCAGCCCGAGGGAAGGAAGCCAGUUGAGGGAAAUUCUCCAUGAAUGUAUGUCACAAUGAUGAUGACCGACCAGAUCCCUCUGGAACUGCCACCAUUGCUGAACGGAGAGGUAGCCAUGAUGCCUCACUUGGUGAAUGGAGAUGCAGCUCAGCAGGUUAUUCUCGUUCAAGUUAAUCCAGGUGAGACUUUUACAAUAAGAGCGGAGGAUGGAACGCUUCAGUGCAUUCAAGGGCCUGCUGAAGUUCCCAUGAUGUCACCCAAUGGAUCCAUUCCUCCCAUCCAUGUGCCUCCAGGUUAUAUUUCACAGGUGAUUGAAGACAAUACUGGAGUCCGCCGGGUGGUGGUCACACCCCAGUCUCCUGAGUGCUACCCCCCAAGCUACCCCUCGGCCAUGUCUCCAACCCAUCACCUACCCCCCUACCUGACUCACCACCCGCAUUUUAUUCAUAACUCACACACAGCUUACUACCCACCUGUUACUGGACCUGGAGAUAUGCCGCCUCAGUUUUUUCCUCAGCAUCAUCUUCCCCCUACAAUAUAUGGUGAACAAGAAAUUAUACCACUCUAUGGAAUGUCGAGUUAUAUCACCCGAGAAGACCAGUACAGCAAGCCUCCGCACAAAAAGCUGAAAGACCGCCAGAUUGACCGCCAGAAUCGCCUCAACAGCCCUCCUUCUUCGAUCUACAAGAGCAACUGCACAACCGUGUACAACGGCUACGGGAAGGGCCACAGUGGUGGUGGCGGCGGAGGCGGGGGAGGAGGCAGCGGUGGGCCGGGCGUUAAGAAAACAGAGCGGCGAGCAAGAAGCAGUCCGAAGUCAAGUGACGCAGACUUGCAAGAGUAUGAGUUGGAAGUAAAGAGGGUGCAAGACAUUCUUUCGGGAAUAGAGAAGCCACAGGUUUCUAAUAUUCAGGCAAGAACGGUUGUGUUGUCCUGGGCUCCCCCUGUUGGACUUUCGUGUGGACCCCACAGUGGUCUUUCCUUCCCCUACAGCUACGAGGUUGCUCUGUCAGACAAAGGACGAGAUGGAAAAUACAAGAUAAUUUACAGCGGAGAAGAAUUAGAAUGUAACCUGAAAGAUCUUAGGCCAGCAACCGAUUAUCAUGUGAGGGUAUAUGCUAUGUACAAUUCCGUAAAGGGAUCCUGCUCUGAGCCGGUUAGCUUCACCACCCACAGCUGCGCACCCGAGUGUCCUUUCCCGCCUAAGCUGGCACACAGGAGCAAAAGUUCACUAACCUUGCAGUGGAAGGCACCAAUUGACAACGGUUCAAAAAUCACCAACUACCUUUUAGAAUGGGAUGAGGGAAAAAGAAACAGUGGUUUCAGACAGUGCUUCUUUGGGAGCCAAAAACACUGCAAAUUGACAAAGCUGUGUCCGGCAAUGGGGUACACAUUCAGGCUGGCUGCUCGGAAUGACAUUGGCACCAGUGGGUAUAGCCAAGAGGUGGUGUGCUACACGUUAGGAAACAUUCCUCAGAUGCCCUCUGCACCAAGACUUGUUCGAGCUGGGGUCACAUGGGUCACACUGCAGUGGAAUAAACCAGAAGGCUGUUCACCUGAGGAAGUAGUCACCUACACCUUGGAAAUCCAGGAGGACGAAAACGAUAACCUUUUCCACCCAAAAUACACUGGAGAGGAUUUAACCUGUACUGUGAAAAAUCUCAAAAGAAGCACACAGUAUAAGUUCAGGCUGACUGCUUCUAAUAUGGAAGGGAAAAGCUGCCCAAGUGAAGUUUUGGUUUGUACGACGAGUCCUGACAGGCCUGGACCUCCUACAAGACCCCUCAUUAAAGGACCAGUUACAUCUCAUGGUUUUAGUGUUAAAUGGGAUCCUCCAAAGGACAACGGUGGUUCAGAAAUACUCAAGUACUUGCUAGAGAUUACUGAUGGAAAUUCUGAAGCAUCGGGGAUCAGAGUCUGCUUGAAAUCGAGUCAGUGGGAAGUGGCCUACAGUGGGUCGGCUACAGAGUACACUUUCACCCACUUGAAACCAGGCACUUUGUACAAACUCCGAGCAUGCUGCAUAAGUACUGGUGGACACAGUCAGUGUUCUGAAAGUCUCCCUGUUCGCACACUAAGCAUUGCACCAGGUCAGUGUCGCCCACCGAGGGUUUUGGGUAGACCAAAGCACAAAGAAGUCCACUUAGAGUGGGAUGUUCCUGCCUCUGAAAGUGGCUGUGAGGUCUCAGAGUACAGCGUGGAGAUGACGGAACCUGAGGAUGUAGCUUCGGAGGUGUACCACGGGCCCGAGCUUGAGUGCACCGUUGGCAACCUACUUCCCGGAACCAUGUAUCGCUUCAGGGUGAGAGCUCUGAAUGAUGGAGGGUAUGGUCCCUAUUCUGAUGUCUCAGAAAUUACCACGGCUGCAGGGCCUCCUGGACAGUGCAAAGCACCUUGUAUCUCUUUUACGCCUGAUGGAUGUGUCCUAGUGAGUUGGGAGAGUCCUGAAAGCUCUGGUGCUGAUAUCUCAGAGUACAGGUUGGAGUGGGGAGAAGAUGAAGAAUCCUUAGAACUCAUUUAUCAUGGGACAGACACCGGCUUUGAAAUGAGGGAUCUGUUGCCUGCUGCACAGUAUUGCUGUAGGUUACAGGCCGUUAAUCAAGCUGGAGCAGGACCAUACAGUGAGCUUGUCCUUUGCCAGACGCCAGCAUCUGCCCCUGACCCUGUCUCCACUCUGUGUGUCCUGGAGGAGGAGACCCUCAACGCCUAUCCUGAUCCGCCUUCUGUGUGCCUUGUACUGAGCUGGGAAGAACCGUGCAAUAAUGGAUCUGACAUCCUUGCUUAUAAUAUUGAUCUUGGAGACACUAGCAUCACUGUGGGCAACACCACCACCCACGUUAUGAAAGACCUCCUUCCGGAAACCACCUACCGGAUCAGAAUUCAGGCCAUAAAUGAAAUUGGAGCUGGACCAUUUAGUCAGUUCAUUAAAGCAAAAACUCGGCCGUUACCACCGUUGCCUCCUAGGCUCGAAUGUGCCGCUGCUGGGCCCCAGAGCCUGAAGCUGAAAUGGGGAGACGGUAACGCCAGGACGCACGCGGCUGAUGGCACGGUGUACACACUGCAGCUGGAGGACAGAAACAAGAGGUUUAUUUCAAUCUACAGAGGACCCAGCCACACCUAUAAGGUCCAGAGGCUGACUGAAUUCACAUGCUACUCCUUCAGAAUCCAGGCAGCCAGCGAGGCUGGGGAAGGGCCUUUCUCGGAAACCUACACCUUCAGCACAACCAAGAGUGUCCCCCCCAGCAUCAAAGCACCUCGAGUAACACAGUUAGAAGGAAAUUCAUGUGAAAUUUUAUGGGAGACGGUACCACCCAUGAAAGGCGAUCCUGUCAACUACAUUCUGCAGGUAUUGGUUGGAAGAGAAUCUGAGUACAAACAGGUGUACAAGGGAGAAGAAGCCACAUUCCAAAUCUCAGGCCUCCAGACCAACACAGACUAUAGGUUCCGCGUGUGUGCGUGUCGUCGCUGUUUAGACACCUCUCAGGAGCUAAGCGGAGCUUUCAGCCCCUCUGCGGCUUUUGUACUACAACGAAGUGAGGUCAUGCUUACAGGGGACAUGGGGAGCUUAGAUGAUCCCAAAAUGAAGAGCAUGAUGCCUACUGAUGAACAGUUUGCAGCCCUCAUUGUGGUUGGCUUUGCAACUUUGUCCAUUUUAUUUGCCUUUAUAUUACAGUACUUCUUAAUGAAGUAAACAAACCCAGCAAAACUAGAGGUAUGAAUUUAAUUAAUGCUACACAUUUUAAUACACACAUUUAUUCAGAUACUCCCCUUUUUAAGCCCUUUUGUUCUUUGAUUUAUAUACUUGUUUUACAGAUUUAGCUAGGAAAAAAAAAUAUCAGUGUUUUGGUGCACCUUUUUGAAAUGCAAAACUAGGAAGAGGUUAAACUGGAUUUAAAAAAAAAAAAAAAAGAAGAAACAAA